This is a messenger RNA of Lytechinus variegatus (green sea urchin), 5376 nucleotides long. It is a transcript of the gene cfap99, whose product is annotated as cilia- and flagella-associated protein 99-like. Lineage: Eukaryota; Metazoa; Echinodermata; Echinoidea; Temnopleuroida; Toxopneustidae. The record is from RefSeq and is a predicted model, not a curated record. The transcript is spliced from 16 exons. Bases 93 to 2096 code for a protein of 667 amino acids.
CAAAUUAUUUCAUUUUCUAUUUUCGUGUUCAAGACCACCUUAAUUAUAGUUGCUCGGGUAAACAAAAGGAAGCCGGAUUCCGAGUCACGAAAAUGAAUAACCAUGGAUCACUUCUCAGCCACUGUGUGGCCAUCUUGGAUAGCUUUGAUCCUGCUGCCUUUGGUGUCGACCAACAUGUUAAGAGAUACUUGAAUGCUCAUGAAGUUUUAGAUGAAGUGGAGAGAUCUUUCAUCACCGAGGUAUUUGCUGGCUGCGUGCGGCAUGGUCGGAUCAUGGAGGUCAUUGUCAAAGCUUUCUAUGUCAGAGAUGGCAGGAAUUGCUUACGAGCUGACAAAAAUCUUUACACAGUACUGAGUUACCUUGCCCUGUAUAGAUUAGAUGAACUUGGAAUGGCAAACUACAGGAAGUUUAUACGAUCACAAGAUGUCAAUAAAAUGCACAAAUACCUGUCCUUCAGCUUUGAUGAGACACAUUUGAAAACCUGGAUGAAAGACGAAUGGACCAAGAUUUAUGAGAGCUCAUACGUUCAGGUGGAACUCAUUUCACCCAUUCUCAGAUGGUUACCUGAGCUUGGUGAAUUGAUAGAGCAGCUUGCAAACAAGAUAGCCAACAAAUCAGCUACACAACGCAAAGUCAAAACACCAACAGAGAUCAAAGCAUUCAAUAUAACUCAACCGAGACCCAGGAGUGUACCGGUCCCAGAGAAGAUACCACAGGUUAAAAAGUCAAAACCGGUUCCAAAGUCUACAUACCAACUCCCCAGAGAAGAUACACUUGUUGAAGAAGCAAAAGAAAGAAACAGGAAAAGAGCAGAGGAGAAUCUACUUAAUGCAGCCAAGUCUCAGUUUUCAUGUGCAAGUGCUGAAAAGUCGGAGAAGACGUUAGUCCGUAAGGCAGCCAUCUUGAAAGAGGAAGAUAGUAAGCUUCAGUUUAACAAAGUUAAGGCAAGAAAAAUUCCUGAAGCAGUCUCUAAUAAUGUUCCCAUCAAACUCAAUAUGGCAGCCAUUUUGAGGGAAGGACAACUCUAUCAGAAAAGGGAAGAAGAUGAAAUGAGAAAGCUUGAGCAGCUAGAAGCCGGAGCAAAGGAUGCUUCUGAGUUCUUAGAAUGGCAGACAUCAAUGAGACAGAAGGACACCGAUGAACAGCUUGCUGAGAUUGAAAGGAAACGACUUGAAGGCAAACUCAGCCACGAGGAAGCCAUCUUGGCCAGACAGUCACUCAUUAAAGAGAAUAAAGAGAAGGUUCUCAUCAUGAAAAAAGAGGCUGAAGAUAUGAUGGCCAAAUAUGUAGAGAGGAGAAUGAAAGAGGAAGAGGUGAUGAAGAGAGUGGUAGAAGAUAUCAUCUCAGGACAUCAGAAUGCCAAGCAAGCAAAGGUUAAGAUGCAGGAGUAUAACAGGAAAUUGGUUGAGGAAGUGAGUGAAGAAAGCAAGGAACUCCUGAGGCAAGCCUUGGAAGAAGCAGAAGCCGAGAUGAGGAGGAAGAUAGACCUGAUUCAGCAGAUCCGAGCUUUGGAGGCGGCGCCCAAGGACAGGACCAAGCUGAUUGAUUGGACUGCUACAGCAGGCCACGCCCUUCUCUCUGAGAUGUCCAUAGCUGAGCUGAAAGAAAGAGUAUCACUUUUAAGGAUAGCUCAAGAGGAAGAGAGGGAAAGCAAAAGAGAUGAGAUCUUAGAAGCCAAGGAAGCUAAAGACAGAUUCUUGAUGGAUAAACUACAACAAAUCUCUAAACAUCGCGCUGCUGAGGGACAAGUAGCAGCAAUGAAAUUGGAGAGUAAACGCAAGGCCAAAGUGGAGAAAGCUGAGAUCAAAGAUCCAAAGCUUCAGGAUCUUCAAGCUAGACUUGACCAGAGGAAACAAGAGAGACUCAAGACCACCCAGGAGAUGAAGAUUUCACCUACCAAGAAAUCUGCAAAUCGUACAAAGACACUCAUUACACAAAAGAAAAAGAACGAGGACAGCAGAUGGAAGGAGCUAGAGCGCCGCCGAGAGAAGCAAGCCUCUCUUCAGUCCCAGGGUAUACCUACAGAUGUUGCUGGUCAACGAUUGAAUUCAUUUGGGCGUUCAAGACAGAUGGCUACAGGGGCUGUAUCAUCAUGAAAAUAGGGUCGAAAGUUAGCUUAGCCUAAGAUUAUAUUCCUUUUCAUGUGCUGAUGAUGAAACAUAAAUUGUCAGAAAUGAUGAAAUUAUCCUUCAAUUCAAUCAAAUUUGAUUAAAUGGCAGUGGAUCUGUCAUUUAUGAAUCUGGUUGUUGUAUUCAUGAGAGGUAUUCCAUAUUGUGAAAUUUAUUCUGUUUUCACUCUGUUGUCAAACAUAGUUAUGUAAAAUUAGUUAAAAUUGAGAACAUAAGAUAACGUAUUUAUCAUAACAUGCACAAUUAUUUAUCAAUUAAUAAGUAUGACUAUAAUGAAAUCACAGUGACCAUUGAAGAUUAUAAAUUGCCUUUCAAGUGUCUUGAUUUAUUUUCCCAAUUUUUUUAGUUACAUUCAUCCUAAUGGUUGUUUAACAGUUUACCAAUGUCUGUCUCUUUUCCUCACAAUCAUUCAAAUUGUAGUAGACACUUCACUGUAAUUCUUUCUUAGAAAUGAGUAUGGUCUUCAAAGGACAUACUUUCUCUCAGUAUGUACUCUUCCCAUCCUAAAGAAAAUUAGUGUUUCAUGGAUAAGGCAGGCUUUUUUUAAGAUCACAUUCUUUUCCAAGAAAGAAUCGUGUACCUUGGAGAUUUUGUCAUAAGAAGAUCUCAGUUAAGAAAGAUACUUUAUCAAUCUGAUGAGAAAACGCAGAUUUGUAUACCGGGUUGCUUACGCUUUAUCCAACUCUAUGGGUUGCUUUCAAAAUCGAGAUUCGGACUAGUUCAAACACAGGUCUUUACCUCGAUAAUAAUCCUAAAAUCAUGAAGUUUACAUCAAAAGUAGAUGCCACUUCCUGGAAUAUAAACAUUCCAUUGGUUCCUUAUUUGAAGGAACAAUUUGCAUGUUUUCUCUCAGCGACACGCAUGUAAUGAAGUAUGUUCUACCAUGCUAGAACAAUCCUCACAACAGACUCUUUUUCACAACCUUAACGCGGCAAUUUGCCUACAAGCCAAAUUCUAGAAUAUGGUCAAUUAUUAAAGUGCCUGUGAAUUUAUAUACAACUUUGAAUGUAUCAUUCGAUCAAGGACAAAGCAGUGACUGACCGACAACUGAAACGAAUAUCAAGAAUCUAUGGACAGUUGAUGGACCAAUCAGAAUCCAUUAUGUUAGCUGUUAAUAUAAAUCACACCUUGCAAUUUGUUCAUAAGUAACAACUCCCAAGUGAAAGGACAAUUUUUUUUAUCUAACUGAAGUUUGUUCAACUGCAGGUAAAAUACAAGUGCGUGGAUUAUUCACAGAAGCAGAUCAAGGCUUUUUUCUAUGAUGCUUUGAUGUUUAUACAUGUAAAAUAUGUACAACUUAAAUAUUAUGCAAUGUAAAUAAAUAUUGUAUAUUCCUGUGAAAUAAAGAUUUCAUGCAAAAGUAUUACAUGCGACUGUUCUGUGUAAUUUCAAAAUUCUUAUCAGUGUGUACUACAUUGUGUGUAACCCCUGAUGCAGCGAGUCAAUUUUCUUGCUACGUUUUCAAAUAUUCCAGUUUAUAUAUGCAGUCACCAGGAAUAAAUUAAAAUUAUUGAAAAUAUGUGUGUGGCUAAGGGCAUAUUGCAAGUAGCUAACAUCAAAUUUGGGUCCCAAAUCAAUGGGUGUUGCAAUUGGUUUGAGAUUAGUAGAAAUGUAUUUGCUGUAGUUGUAACCCUAGGGACUGGGCUAUUUGAGACGUAUCGAGGACUGGGGGGGGGGCCAUAAUGGCCCCCCUUCUGAUCUCGGCCGCCGUUCGUGCAAUCGUGCAGAAAUUUGGCACGCACAUUCUUUACCACAUAAACUACAAGCUAGUUUUUCAAAAAAAAUCAGAAAAUUCAUAUUUUUUAAUUAUUAUGAAUAAAAUAUGCAAUUUAUUCAUGAAACACACUAUUCGCACAUUUAACACCCUAUUUCAAUUCAAAUUUUCCUCUUUUUUUUUUUGCAGAUGUCAUCUUUUUGAUCUAAUUUAAAGGUUUCCACAGAGAAAAAUUGCAAAAGUCAAUUGUUUCCUUAUGUAUUUCUUUGUAUGUAAAAGUCCUUAUUUAUUUAUUUUUCAUUGUUUUUUUUCAAUGGAAAUUAUUACAGACCAAGAACUAAAUUAAUUCUGCAGACCAAUUAGAAUGAAAAAUAAUCACCCUUUGAUAAAUUUCAUAUCCCAUAGUCUAGACUAUGUACACAAAUUAUAAAAAUUUCAUUUUCAGAAAGUAAAAAUUGUUUUCAGUGCACAGUAUGCACAUCUAAUGCUUGAGUAAACCCAAACUUCAAUUUCCUCUUUAAUUUUGGAAGCUCUCAAGGAUUUUUUUUCUGCAUUCAAUCAAGUACUUAUGGUGGUUAUUGUUGAUCAAUCUUGAAGUUAUAUCAUUGGGAUUUUAAGGCUCAGGAUGUGCUUUUUCAAGCCCAGUGAUUUUUUUUUAUUCAUUUUGGGCGACUUAUUGUUGGUUUGGGGGUGACUGGUCACAUAUGCAAACACAGUUCAUCUACACAUAGUCCUCACAAUAGAGAAAAAUUGUACUAUAUAGAUAUAUAUAUUUAUUGACAUAUAUUAACAAUACAUGUACAAGACAUACAUGAGUUACAUAAUAUAGAAUUAAACUAUGGAAUUUCAUGAAAAGAACACAUAAAACUUGAUAUACAUCAAACUUAGAACCUUGGUAAUGUGUUACAAUUUUGAAUUUAAAUUGUUAAUUUAAAUUGCUAGAAAAAUGUAACUUGCAUUUGGGUAAUUUCAUCAGAUUGGGUCCAAAAAUAUUGUGAUGUCCAUGUAAGGUAGUAAUCAACUAUUCUAUUUCACAGUGAAGAUCAAUUCAGAUGUGGCUAACUUUAGAUGUGUCAAUGUGAAAAAGGUCUCCAACCUUAGUAUUUCAUGUUUGAUGUUGAAAUCUUUUCCGGAUUUAUUGGAGUUCAAAUUAACUUUUCCUUACAUUACAUGAACACCACAUAUCAUUUCCAUUGGCAAUAGAAUUUCAGUCUGAAAUUGCAAUACACCAUAAUGUUCGAUAAACCUGAGGACACCAAUAUUUUGUUGAAGUGAUUAUAAGAAGAUAUUUGCCUAGUACAAUGAUACACAAGUUUUAGUUCUGGUAUGCUAUAAAAAUGGAACCAACCCUAUGACCCCGGUACUGUAUCAUUACUGAAUGUAUUGAUUAUUUCAAAGUAGUCCUAACCAAACUUGUGUGGAACACCUCAAUCUAGUUUUCAUAGGUGUUUUGAUUUAGUCUGGUACAUGUACUUCAAAAAAUAUGAAUUCCUAUCCAAAGUCUGAAAACAUGGUGUUCCUUCCCUAAAUUAA